AUGAAGAGGACCAGGUUGCUGCUGGUGGCCGCUGUGCUCUUGUUACGGGAAGCAACAUGCGAACCUCCGGUAGACUCGGCUUCGUUGCCUUUGGAACAUCGAACAGGGGCCGGUUACGGGCCGCCACUACCCCCCUCGCACACAGACGACCCAUGGCCUCUGGCAACACCGGAUAGUCCUAAAAUAAAGCAUCUACAAGUUCAAUGUGAAAAAACACGCAUGCGUGUCAAUAUAGAAUUUGACCGUCCAUUUUACGGUAUGAUAUUCUCUAAGGGAUUCUACAGUGACCCUCAUUGUAUGCAUUUGAAGCCAGGAACUGGUCAUCUCAGCGCCACUUUUGAAAUAUUCCUCAAUAGCUGCGGAAUGAGCAGUUCUGCAAAUCACAAUGUAGCAACGUAUGGAAGUCCUACACCUAGCGGUUCCUACGUGGAGAACACUAUCAUUGUCCAGUACGACCCUUACGUCCAAGAAGUAUGGGAUCAAGCAAGAAAAUUACGAUGCACGUGGUAUGACUUUUACGAAAAGGCAGUUACGUUCCGACCAUUCCAAGUGGACAUGUUACACGCAGUCACGGCGAACUUUCUCGGAGACAACCUGCAAUGCUGGAUGCAGAUACAGGUUGGAAAAGGACCUUGGGCUUCAGAAGUGUCAGGCAUAGUGAAAAUAGGACAGACUAUGACAAUGGUGUUAGCAAUCAAAGAUGAUGAAAACAAGUUCGACAUGUUAGUGCGAAACUGUGUGGCACAUGAUGGAAAGAGAGCACCAAUACAGCUUGUCGAUCAAUACGGUUGUGUAGUAAGACCCAAGAUUAUGAGCAAAUUCCAAAAGAUAAAGAAUUUCGGUCCUUCAGCUUCAGUGGUAUCCUUCGCAUAUUUCCAAGCAUUUAAAUUCCCUGAUUCAAUGAAUGUACACUUCCAAUGUGUAAUCCAAGUGUGCAGAUAUAACUGUCCUGAACCUAAGUGCGGUGGACUCGGUGCUGAUUAUGGAGUUCCUUUGUUAGGUGGAAAUACUCUGGGUGCCGAAGAAUAUGGUGUACCCAAUUCUCCUCACGCGGAAUAUGGUCCUCCACCGCCAGCCCCUCAUGGAGAAUAUGGCGUGCCACCUGCGUUCCCCGACCCGCGACAUCCCGCGGAUGCGACAGGAUCCUUCUCAGAAAAACGCGAUGACGCUGUACCACCUCCACAAGCACAAGUGUCAUCGACACCAAAUGCACCUAGUCCAUCGUCACCAGCGCCCGCACGCGAUGAAGAUGAAGUGAACCUGCCUCCCCCACCUCCUCCAGGCCGUCGCGGCGUAUACAACACAGUUAAAAGGAAAGAUGACGCUCACGUUAAUCUAGCAACAUUAGGAGGAAGACCGCGUUCCGUCGAGGACCUUCCAGAGAGGUUGGUCGGAGUGAGGCGAAGACGAGAGACAUCGACGCCAACAAGAAUAUACAAGCGUGACGCACAAGAAAUGACUGACGUCAAUACUAGUCGAACGAUCCAGGUGGUGGCGCCUGGAGACGUGAACUUCGCAUUAAACAAUGCCGCGGCGAACGAGACCGUCGUCAUUCAGUCUCCGGCGAGUGAUCCGGAGACAAUAUGCAUGUCGGUGCCGUCGUUCGUGGCGGGACUGGUUAUGUUGCUGCUAGUGCUCGUGGUGGCCUCGCUGGUGGCCGCUUUCCUCUUCGUGCGCGUGCGCGCGCUCGACAGGAAGGGUGCGCACGGAGCGACCGCCUACUACGAGACGGAUUACGUGAAGCACACUAAUUAG
Messenger RNA from Spodoptera littoralis (African cotton leafworm), 1755 nucleotides. NCBI's taxonomy places the organism in Eukaryota, Metazoa, Arthropoda, Insecta, Lepidoptera, Noctuidae. The record is from the annotation of a GenBank genome assembly.